GCGGCCGGCCCUCCGCCGGCCUGGGCGCUCCCACAGACGGACCGCUCACCACCUUUCACCGGCCGACGCAGACUUCAGAUUCCCGCGGCCCUGCCUCUGCCUCCGGGCCCCUCGACCCUGCGCGCGGGACCAGGCAUGGUAGAGGAGAGUCUCAAGUUCGAACCCCAGCUCUGUCAGCUGUGAAGCCUUGGCCAAGUUACUCGACCCCUCUGAGCCUCAGCUUUGUCAUCUGUAAAUUCAAGAAACAGGAGCUACUAUUGUAGGUCAAACCGACCAAAGCACUUUGACCCCCAUCGCGCUCCCCGUACUGGCCUACCCCGACGCCAAACAGGAUGCUGAAUGCAUACCCUGUCGCACCAGGCCUCCUGCCUGCCACCUGCAACCCGCAGGUCACCACCGUCAGUUUCUUCAUUUUAUCUUCAUGCAGCUCAGGCCCAGAGAGGCAAAGGGACUCGCUGCGGGUCACACAGCCAGUGAAUCUGGGAAGGAAUUAGGACGGACCCCACAAUCCUUACAUGAAGCUGCGUGCUGUCUCUCCGCAGGGAAGGCUAUGGAGACUUCAGAAUCACUUCAAGACCACAGUCAAGUCCACGGAGAAGCAGAAGAUCUAGACUAUGGAGAGCAAGACCGGGAGGCCGGACUCUUUUCUCAAGAACAACAUGAGAGAGACAAGUCUUCCUCCUCGUCCUCGUCCUCCUCCUCGUCCUCGUCCUCCUCCUCCUCAGGUGCAGAGCUCGGGGAGUCUGACGUUUUGAAGGAUGAGCUUCAACUCUAUGGAGGUGCCCCUGGGGAGGUGGUGCCCUCCGGAGAAUCAGGACUCAUACUCCGAAGGAGAGGCUCUGACCCGGCGAGCGGAGAAGUGGAGGCCUCUCAGUUAAGAAGACUGAAUAUAAAGAAGGAUGACGAGUUUUUCCAUUUCAUCCUCCUCUGCUUUGCCAUCGGGGCCUUGCUGGUGUGUUAUCACUAUUACACAGACUGGUUCAUGUCCCUCGGGGUCGGCCUGCUCACCUUCGCCUCGCUGGAGACCGUCGGCAUCUACUUUGGCCUGGUGUACCGGAUCCACAGCAUCCUGCAUGGCUUCAUCCCUCUUUUGCAGAAGUUUAGACUGAUAGGGUUCAGGAGGACCAACUGAAGCCAGUGCCGGGUGGGCAUCCAGGCCAGGCCUCGGCGUGACCACCCCUACCUUCUCUCAGCACAUGAGGAUGGCGCAACAUUCCAGGAGACACGUGGGCGGGACAAGAUACAGCAAUAAAGACAGCGCUUUUUCUUCCAUGUGGUCUGAACGUUGGCACCAGCCGGGCCAAGGUGCCCUUCAGGCAGCAUUGGCCCCAACCCAGCUGCAGGAUGGAAGGACGGGAGGGGUGCGGGCCUGCGCCCUUCAUGGGACCUGGAUCAGCAGGACGACCCUGUGACGUCACUCCUCUCAGGAGACGGGAGGAGACCCCUGGUCCCUGCAAGCUGUAAUCUGUCUGGGCUUGUGAUUUCUCUUAAGUCCCCAGGCCAUCCCGGGACAGACAGACAAUCCACUGCCCAGAGGCAGAGAACCACCACAUUGGGCCCCUGGGGUGAACCUGAUACAGGUGAGAUAUUGAGGACUAAAGCCACAGUAUCCAGGCAUCUUCCCUCAGCCCUGUCACCUGGUGCCAGCCCUGCUACCCUUGGACUCUAUCAAGAUUCAAAUAAACAUUCUCUUCCCUGGACUAAAAAGAGUCAGCUAAGUAUUUCUUUAGGUUUUUUGAGUGCAAGGAUACAUUUGGGGUCUUCUUUGACCCUAUCUUGUCAGAUAGAAUACCUUGUCCUACUGGAUAAAGUAUAAAAGGGAAUAAAUGUAAAAAAGCCCCUCAUUUUAGGUCCACGACUUCAACUGCAUAGGUUUGGAAUGUGAGACAGGGUUUCACAAACAUUCUUGUGAAAAAGAUCGGGGGUUGUUAGGUACUACUCGAAGCUCAACAAAUACCAAAGAAAUGAGAUAAGGGCACAGAACAAAAUCCAUUGCAAACUUGGGUUGCAUUAAUUGAGGUAUAGAGUCUAGACUGAAGGAGGUGAUAGUAGGUUCCCUUGUUCAGUUCUAGAGUCACAUAUCAAGAGUGACAGUGACAAACUAGAGAAUACACAGAAGAAACCAGAGUGAGGAUAUAAAGAAUAAUUGAAGAAGUGGGAACUUUCCUCAAAAGGGAGCCUGGAGUGCACAGAUAAGAUUUUUAUCAAAUGUACAAAUAGAAUGCAAGGUUUCACAAUAGAAACAUAAACUUGCUGACUGGAGGGCAGUGAGGGUAGCUUUCCCUGUCCAGCCUCGGUUUCCUCAUCUGGACAAUAGGCUCACAGUAGCGCCCACCUCACAGUGCAUGGUGAGGGUUCUGGGAGAUAAUUGCCUUUCUGGCACAUAGUAGAGGCUCAGUAGGUGGGAGGCACUUGAUUUGGGCAGAGGCCACAUCCAAGCCUUUAGGGUCAGUCAGGCAAAGUCAGCCCAAUGUAGAAAAUGGGGAGCAGGAGAGAGAGGGAGCAGGGGAGCAGGGGAGAGAGGGAGCAGGAGAGCUGAUCCCUGACCAGAGGGAUUUCCAGCCAGGGCUAGCCAGGAAAACAGAACUUGGCAGGUGUUCUAACAGAGAGAUCUAUUUAUAGUGGGUAUGUUAAGUGGGUGCAGGAUCUUCGAAAAGGCAAAAAGGGACCACCGAGGUAUCACAGAGCAUGACAGGGAGGCAGCCACCAGUUGGGGCUGGGGGAACAAAGGAAAGAGAACUAUGAAGCUGGGGAGAGGGCCCCACAGAGCUAGGACCCUGACCUCUGAGGAGGGGUCCUGCCUGAGGAAUGUCUCUAAGAGGAGCCUGAUGAGGCUGGUUCUAGAAAUGCAGGACCAGUGAUGUCAGACCUCCAAUUUCUCAGCAGAAGCAGGAAACCAGAUUUUUUUUUU
This is a messenger RNA of Camelus dromedarius (Arabian camel), 2911 nucleotides long. RefSeq names its product transmembrane protein 40 (gene TMEM40). Bases 422 to 1132 code for a protein of 236 amino acids. The transcript has 11 exons. Lineage: Eukaryota; Metazoa; Chordata; Mammalia; Artiodactyla; Camelidae. The record is from RefSeq and is a predicted model, not a curated record.